This is a messenger RNA of Ustilago hordei, 1251 nucleotides long. RefSeq lists its product as uncharacterized. NCBI's taxonomy places the organism in Eukaryota, Fungi, Basidiomycota, Ustilaginomycetes, Ustilaginales, Ustilaginaceae. The coding region runs from base 1 to 1251 and encodes 416 amino acids. The transcript has a single exon. The record is from RefSeq and is a predicted model, not a curated record. Gene Ontology annotation, molecular function: peroxidase activity.
AUGACGGCUACAGUCGAAAUCAAGGUCAAGACCAAGGCCAAGGCCAACGGCCACACUCGCGAUCAGGCUCACAAGAUGCACCAAGGCGAUUCAUCCAUGAUCCGCCUUGCCGCACAGCUCAUGCAGCAGAAUCGACCGCAACUCAACGUCAAGGUUGCCCUCUUCUUUAUCUUCAUCGUUGACUUCUGGCUGACAGGAUUCAACAUGCUCCAUCGCACGCUCGUCAAGAUCGGCAUUAUCUCUCCUCUGCCCGAGAACUGUGUUCCUCCGGCCUUCUCUCCUACGAGCCCACCUCCGUUGGCACAGUGGCCUUUGACUCACAUUUACUGUCGCCUUGUACACCUGUACAACUUCUUCACCAAUUAUCAGGAGGGUCUCAGGCUGCACCACGAUCUUUACGGCAGAAAGGCCAGGAACGAUUGGUUUCGUGACUGGGCUUACUGGGAGGGCAUUGGCCAUAAAGGAGAAUGGGGCACACCAUAUGCCACAACCGACGUGGACAGUAGAUGCCCUUGCCCUGGCCUCAACAUGCUUGCGACGCACGGGAUCGUCGACACGUCAGGCAGGAAAGUGCCAGCAUCAAAGAUGGUUGCCGCUAUCUCGCGCGCCUUCAACAUUGCCCCGACCAUGGCUUUGCAGCUUUACUCGCCUCUCUUCCCCGUCUUGAGCGAGAAGGGACAUGUUUUUGAUCUCGAUUCGAUUGGCAUUGUUAACAUAAUCGAGCAUGACGCAAGUCUCUUACGACCAGACUACUACCUUGCAGACUGGAACAGGGAUCCCCGUGCACUCUCCCGGCCUCACCAGGACCUGAUCGACCGCUGGUUCCCCACUCACCUCAAGCACGGCCAGCUCAAGCAGGAUAUGACGGAGCGCGACUUUGCAGAGGCACUCUGCAUAAGACGAAGAGAGUCCAAGGAGCACAACCGACAGUAUAGCUCAAACGUUGUGCAGAGUUUGAUUGGCUCUGGAAGCUGCUGUUUGAUGCUCAACAUUUUCGCAGGCAAAGUGUUGGAUUUGCGCGAGAUGGCAGGAAGCGUCAACAGGCAGUUGCCUGGCGUCAGAAGCACAGAUCAAGGUCAGAAGUACGGUUACGAGCGAAUGCCAGCUAGAACGAUUCAGCAGAAGGAUGGAGAGGAGGUCAAGAUUGUCAAGCAAAAGUGGCAGCCUGCCACCGCCAAAAGGCUAUACGGCAUGACCAUUCUAGAGGCACUCUGGACCACUUUCAACAUCGAGAUGCGAGCUAGGGCAUGA